ACUGGAUACCCACAUUGCAACUUAAAGAAAAGCAUCAUGGGAAAUGAUGGUCUCACUAACAAUGCCUGUGAGAGUUUUAUCUGCCAGACUGGAAAUUGCUCUCCUUCCGUAGACCACAGUGGAACUUGUGAGAUGUCCAUGAGCACAGAGCACACAGACACAAGGUCUGCUCAGUCUUAUGCCUCUUUCCCUCUGUGCGUGAACAAAACACACCCUCCAAACCACAUCAAAGAAGAAAAUUCUUGCGAAUUGUCUCACCAAUCAGAACCAUUCCACUGGAGUUGCUCCGUCAGAGAAGAUUUAAGGACACCGUUCCUUCCAGAUACAGCCUCAUUACACAAAAGAUUUAAGAACUCUCUGUCGGCAUACUUUUUAGGGUCCACAGAUAUCCCACUGCAGGGGUCACUGGCAUCUGGCACUUACACCUCUGCCUGUCUGCAGGCUGAAAGCUUAAGGAGACAGUUUUCUUCCUUAGAAGAAAUUGUUGGAAAUGGUAACUCAACUCAUACUUCCCUGUCACCAUGUGCAAAAAUCCAGCACCUGUCUCUCACUGGGAUUUCUGCUUACACAAAAAGAGGCCCUACCACUAGUCUCCCAAAUCUAUCUGAACCAGAAGGGAUCUACGGUUUACCUUCUCCUAUUUCGUGUCUACCAUCUGACCAUGAGGAACAAGAAAAUGAACUUUCAGAACAGGCUGAGACUCCUUGUGCAAAGAGAAACCCAAGCCUUUUCCUGAAUACAGCUUCCAUAGAUAGCAAGGAGUUCAGCAUUCUUAAACAAGAAACGAAGGAUGACUAUCAGGAACUGCACUCACCAUAUUCACUUCAACAACCCAGGUCCCCAAAGGCAGCACAAACUGACAAACAGAGUCAAAUUGUUUCACAAGAUGGGAGGCAGUUUUGUCGUUGGAUAGACUGCAGUGCUUUGUAUGACAAACAGGAAGAGCUAGUAAGGCACAUUGAAAAGAUGCACAUUGACCAGCGCACUGGAGAGGAUUUUACUUGUUUCUGGGCUGGUUGUGCACGGAGAUAUAAACCUUUCAAUGCUCGUUACAAAUUACUUAUUCACAUGAGGGUCCACUCUGGAGAAAAGCCAAACAAAUGUAUGUUUGAAGGAUGCAACAAAGCAUUUUCUAGGCUCGAAAACCUGAAGAUUCAUCUGCGGAGCCACACAGGGGAGAGGCCAUAUCUAUGCCAAUACCCAGGGUGCCAGAAAUCCUUCAGUAACUCCAGUGACAGAGCCAAGCACCAAAGAACCCACCAGGACACAAAACCAUACGCUUGCCAGAUUCAGGGGUGUUGCAAACGAUACACUGACCCAAGCUCACUCCGAAAACAUGUAAAAGCACAUACAACUCGGGAGCAGCAAUUGCACACUAAGCUGCUUUCCGCCUCUGAUCCAGGGAGGGAUACAAUCAGUGAUAAUGCUUGCCUGAAGGUGCCACAAGUGUUUGAUGGGAUAUUGGGUAGAAGCAUCAGACACAAGCUUCUGAAUGGCACUAGAUCACAGGAACUGCUCACAGAUUUACAUAGUAAUGGCAUACUCAGGCCUGGAUUAAUGUCCCAAGUGUCUCCAGUUCCCAAACAGUGUGCUCCACUGGAACACCGUAACACAUGCUUGUUGGCAAACAAGGAAGGGACUCAAGAAAGCAAAAUGUCAUCACUUAUCAUUCAACACCAUGCCAGCCACAUGAGAUCUCCAGCCCCCUUCAUAAUGUUGCAUAGAGGAUCCUCCCCCAACUCCCACAGCAAAUUACCUUCGGGGGAACAGUGUUCAACAGAAAAACCUUUCCCUCCCUUCCGCAGCUCAACUGGCACACACACACAAGGUUUCCAAAACACUAUGGUGCAGUAUUCAGAAUAUUUUAGGGAAGUGCAUUGCCAGAAUCCGAACCAGUAUAACAUGGGGAGCACGCAGUCAGCAGCUUAUGACAUGCAAGCUACACCUGUGCAUUCUCUAUCUGAUGCCAGCCCAAACUGUUCAGAAGAAAGUGAAUUUUUCCAAAAUGCCACCAUUGAUCACUGCUUAAGCCAGAUUUCUUACAUCUAUGCGGAUGCAUAGAUUCUUAUUGUUACAAGAGAAUUUUUCUGUAAACUGAAUGCAUUGAAGAUGCUUUUUAUAAGACAUUAUUAUUUUGCAAUAAACUGCUGCUUUCACAUUUUUUAAAUAUUAAUUUAGCAUAAAAGUUUAAUAUAAAUUAUGAAAAAGUAAAGAUUGUUUGUCAUUUUUAAGAGCUUUCUAAACUAUAAACCAUACUUUUACAGUAUUCAAUCUCUUUUAUCAAGAGCCUGUAACCUGUUAUUUAAAAAUCUUUGAAUUCUUGAAAAAAGCCAAUAAUAAAGACUUUUCCAGUUGUU
This is a messenger RNA of Xenopus tropicalis (tropical clawed frog), 2357 nucleotides long. RefSeq names its product GLIS family zinc finger 1 (gene glis1). NCBI's taxonomy places the organism in Eukaryota, Metazoa, Chordata, Amphibia, Anura, Pipidae. Gene Ontology annotation, cellular component: cytoplasm; nucleus. Bases 37 to 2061 code for a protein of 674 amino acids. Gene Ontology annotation, molecular function: RNA polymerase II transcription regulatory region sequence-specific DNA binding; sequence-specific double-stranded DNA binding; DNA-binding transcription activator activity, RNA polymerase II-specific. The record is from RefSeq and is a predicted model, not a curated record. The transcript is spliced from 9 exons. Gene Ontology annotation, biological process: smoothened signaling pathway; positive regulation of transcription by RNA polymerase II.